AUGGGUUCCCUUCUGCUUGUGCUGGGAGAGACUCUCCUCCUGGGCCUUGGCCUGGCCAGCGCCGUCUACUACGUCUACCUCCUACCGCCCAAGGAGCCUCGCGGGAUACCCGUGAUCCCCUUCUGGGUGGCCCUCAUCCCCCUGUUCAAGGAUGUUGACCAACAAGACAUCUUCAACAAGUACAUCGACAGGCCGCUGCGAACCCACGGCGCCGUCAAGAUCUUCUUUGCGUCAAAGUGGAAUGUGCUUGUCCACCGGCCGACAUUUCUCAACGAAGUCUUCAAGUACGAGAAUCAGUAUCAAAAGACGGGCAAUCAUAAAAAGAUUCCCGGGAGCGUCCUCGCCUCUUUCCUCGGGGAUAACAUCAUAUCGAGCCAUGGCGAAACCUGGAAGAAAUAUCGUCAAGUCAUACAGCCCGGCUUACAGAGCAAGUUCGAACUCGACGCCCUGUUUGCCAAUGCGCUCCAGUUGCGCGACUUACUCCUGCAGUCUCAAGCCCAGAAGCCGCAGGGCGCCAUACCCAUCCAGGAGAGCAUCCAACGUUACACGAUCGCAAAUUUUGCGCAGAUAAAUUUCGGAGUUGAUUUUGGAACACUAGAGUCAAACCAGGCAUAUCUUCAUCAGCUCCAAUACAGCAUCAAGCGCGAGAUAUUCAAGCCCAUAUUCAUGAACUUUCCAUUUCUGGACCGCCUGGGCUUCCCGAGCCGAGAGAGAGCCCGACGGCUCGCCGCGCACUUCACCGAUCAGCUGAUCUUGGCGCUGGAGAGAGCUUCGGAUGCAGGCAGAGGGGCGGCCAGACCCGACGUAAACGACUUGCCGAGCUCCUUGCUAGCGGCUCGGUAUUCCGGAGCCUGGACUGAGCAGCAGUUCCGUGACAAUGUGACGGUUCUUUUCGUGGCGGGGCAAGAGAACCCCCAACUGGCCAUUAUAUCGGCGAUAUACUUGCUCGCCAAGCACCCGGAGAUCCAGGAACGACUGCAUGACGAGAUCGUCUCUCGCGGUGACGAUGCGCCCAGCGAAGAGAUGCUACAGAACAUGCCCUGGCUCGACGCCGUCGUAUUGGAAAGCCUGCGGCUGUUCCCACCCAUCGGGCAACUCAUAAAUCGCCGAGCCGCCGAGCCACUCAUCCUUGGAGACAACAUCAUGAUCCCACAAGGCGCCUGGGUAGGCUAUAACUGCUACUCGACGAACCGCGACCCGUCGGCCUGGGGCGCCGACGCAAACCGGUUCCGGCCGCAGCGGUGGGGAGACUCCAUACAGGACAUCCGUAAAGAGUACCGCAGGCGACGCGCGCGCGCCGAGUUCAUCUCGUUUCACGGCGGGCGACGGGCUUGUCUCGGCGAGCGGUUUGCCGUGCUCCAGAUGAAAGCGACCCUGUUCACACUUGCCAAGGGGCUGCGGUGGAGGCCUGACCCGACGUGGCCCGAUAGAAUGACCCCGGCCGGUCCGCUUUGUCCGAGAAACUUGCGCUUGAUUAUCGAGGCACGCAAAGGAAUGGGCGAUAUUACGCGGGCGUGA
Molecule: messenger RNA, 1518 nt
Organism: Hirsutella rhossiliensis
Lineage: Eukaryota; Fungi; Ascomycota; Sordariomycetes; Hypocreales; Ophiocordycipitaceae
Product: cytochrome p450 domain-containing protein
Exons: 4
Coding region: 1-1518 (505 amino acids)
Molecular function (GO): monooxygenase activity; heme binding; iron ion binding
Source: RefSeq, a predicted model, not a curated record